Mycotypha africana is the source of this 2499-nucleotide messenger RNA. RefSeq lists its product as uncharacterized. The transcript has 3 exons. NCBI's taxonomy places the organism in Eukaryota, Fungi, Mucoromycota, Mucoromycetes, Mucorales, Mycotyphaceae. Bases 1 to 2499 code for a protein of 832 amino acids. Gene Ontology annotation, molecular function: protein binding. Gene Ontology annotation, cellular component: endoplasmic reticulum membrane. Gene Ontology annotation, biological process: ERAD pathway. The record is from RefSeq and is a predicted model, not a curated record.
AUGUCAAACUUAGGCCAAUUUUUAUACAAUGAGGCUAUCAAACAGUUACAAAUACUCGAAAAUAAAUACAAGCUGCAUAAUAAAAAGUCAUCGAAAGCAGCAAAGAAGAGUGUCACUGACCACAUCAUUCACAAAAUAGCCAAUAUUGUUUGGACAUCGCAUACAGAUGGCUCAACCUCUACUACUACUGCUUCGCCCUCUUCUUCUUCAAUAAGUACAUCAACAUCACCAUCGUCAACAACAUCAGAAAAUGCAUUAGAACUACAAAAACGAACCGAUUUUGAGCCAAUAAUAUCCAUGUUAGAGAGAUCAGCUAGAGAAUAUCACAAUAAUGACGCAUUAUUAUUGCUAGCAGAGUUAAAUUUUUUCUCUAAAUAUACAUAUCCAAGAAACUAUCGACAAGCUUUCGAACACUAUCAAGCAUUAGCAAACAAAGGCAAUGCAACCGCACAGCAAAUGGUCGGUUUCAUGUAUGCCACCGGAAUCGGCAAUGCUGUCCAACGUGAUCAAGCGAAAGCAUUACUAUACCAUACAUUUGCCGCUCACGGCGGAGACAUUGCUGCCGAAAUGACAAUGGGAUAUCGUUACCUUUUAGGUAUUGGUAACGAAAAAUCCUGCGAGGAUGCUCUUUACCACUACAAAAGUGUGGCCAGUAAAGUAAUUGACUACUAUCUGUCAGGACCACCGGGUGGUCGAACCCCUCCCUUACCAAAAGUACGACUGAGCGAAGAAGAGGGUGGCAUUUACGGUUAUGGUGCAAGUAUGAUGACCGAACGAAGAUCUCGACAUUCAGUAUCCGCUGGAGGAUCGGACAAAUCUGUUAGUAUUGAAGAGAUCUUACAAUACUGGCGUUAUUUAGCAUCCAAGCAAGAUAUUGAUGCUCAGGUCAUGUUGGGUCAGGUUUAUUAUAUGGGUACACGGAAUAUUCCUCGCAAUUUUAAUGAAGCAUUUACUUUCUUCCAUCAAAUUGUUGAUAAAGCCUCUUCAAGCGGGAAAAUUCCUUCGAGAAAUAGUAAAGCAGUGGGACAAGCGGCUGGUUAUUUGGGUCAAAUGUAUUGGCGUGGUGAAGGUGUCAAAGUGGAUGAGAAGACAGCCUUUCGUUAUUUUCAGAUCGGUGCUGAAUUGGGCGAUGCGAAUUCGCAAACAAAUUUGGGUUCAAUGUAUUUGAAUGGCAUUGCUGGUGUGGCGGUGAAGAAUAAAGAUAAGGCAAUUGAAUAUUUCAAAAAGGCAGCGGAACAGGAGAAUCCCCAUGCUCAGGUCAAUUUGGCAAUAGAGUAUGCCCAAUCAGAAAUGACAUUGCCUUUGGCCAUACGGUUGUUCACGAAAGCAGCAGAUGCAAAACACUUGUUGGCGUACUGGUAUUUGGCACAAAUGAAUGAACAAAAUUUGAUACCUAGGCCUUCUUGUACUGUGGCUGUUUCUUAUUAUAAAGCAAUUGCUGAGAGAGGAGACUGGCUCAAUCCCACAGUUGAAGCAGCUUAUAGUGCCUAUAAAAAUGAUGAUUUAGAGAGUGCACUUUUAUAUUACAUGCUGGCAGCCGAAAGAGGAUACGAAAUCGCGCAAUCCAACGCUGCGUAUCUUUUAGACAAAGACAAAAGAAUGUUGGAUCAUCUGCCCUUAUUGGGAUCAGUGGACGAAGACAUAGAUGGACAGCAUAAACAUCAGAGGAAGGAUACCAUUCGAGGCAUCAAUGAGGAAGAGUCAGCCUUUAUAUACUGGAGUCGAUCUGCUAAUCAAAAUAACAUAGACGCACGUAUUAAAUUGGGUGACUAUUAUUACAAAGGCAUCGGCACGCCUGUUAAUUUCGAAAAAGCAGCGGCAUGUUAUCGUUUAGCAGCCGAAAUUCAAGGAUCACCUCUAGCAUUCUGGAAUCUGGGUUGGAUGUAUGAAACUGGCGUUGGUGUAGCCAAAGAUUUUCAUUUGGCUAAACGUGCUUAUGAUCAAGCAUUAAAUAUUGAUCAAGACGCGUAUCUGCCCGUGAAAGUAUCGCUUAUCAGGAUGUACAUAAAAUACUAUUGGAAUUGGAUUACUGGGCGCGAUGUAGGUACUGCACUUCACUCAUAUGAUAAUGAUGCCAACAAAAACAGCAGAGAAAGCGAUAGUAUGACAGAAUUCAAGAAAUCGUCGGAAUAUGUGCGAAAACAAGUAGAAGAAGCUAAUCGACAGAAGAAUAAGCAACAGUACGACAUCGGUGAAGAAAUGGAACGUCAGUAUAGAUUGAAGAAACAGAAAGAAAAGGAAGAGCAAGAGAGAUUAGCAGAUGAUGACCCCUUUCAUUCCGAAUCAUCUUACAGUAUGGACGGCUACAAUGAGGAAGAUGAACUGUUCGAAAGUCUAUUGAUAUUGAUUUUAUGUCUGCUGGUCGGUUAUUUGGUCUAUGUCAGACAGUUUCGUUUUGGAGGCAAUUUGAACAAUAAUCAGAACAAUAACAACAACAAUAAUAAUCGUAACAAUUUCAAUAACGCAGCCAACGGAAAUAAUAAUGAUGCCUAUCUGUAA